AUGUGUGGCUGCGCUGUGGCAAGGUUGGAUGGACAAUGGCGACUCUCAAGCUAUGUGGAAGAUGCAAGUCUGCUGCUUAUUGUAGUCAAGAAUGUCAGGUACUGGAUUACAAAAUUCACAAGGAAAGUUGCAAGUACGUUUCAGGCGAUUUCGGAGUACAAGGAAGCAUUGGAAGAAAACGUUGCACAAUUGCAACGGUACCACAUGGAUGACUCAAUGAGUAAUUUACUGGAUUUCUAUCGUUCCAAUCAUAUUGAAACUGGGAUGCCAUCCCCAGCGUUCUACUUGAUGAGGCGCAUGGCGGUGAUGGAUAGCUUGCGGGAAGAAUCUCGCUCUCAAAACCAUCUUGAGUUUAGAAUCAAUGAAGUCGCCUUGGCGGCCUAUUGGAACAUGGGAUCGAUAUAUGCAAACUAUCACCAAUGCAUAUUUACUUAA
Molecule: messenger RNA, 435 nt
Organism: Cylindrotheca closterium
Lineage: Eukaryota; Bacillariophyta; Bacillariophyceae; Bacillariales; Bacillariaceae
Source: the annotation of a GenBank genome assembly